Molecule: messenger RNA, 1686 nt
Organism: Exophiala dermatitidis NIH/UT8656
Lineage: Eukaryota; Fungi; Ascomycota; Eurotiomycetes; Chaetothyriales; Herpotrichiellaceae
Product: aromatic amino acid aminotransferase I
Exons: 1
Coding region: 1-1686 (561 amino acids)
Biological process (GO): aromatic amino acid catabolic process; L-tyrosine biosynthetic process
Molecular function (GO): L-2-aminoadipate:2-oxoglutarate transaminase activity; aromatic-amino-acid:2-oxoglutarate transaminase activity; pyridoxal phosphate binding
Source: RefSeq, a predicted model, not a curated record
AUGCCUUCAGACCCCCAAGUUGAGGCUGUUACCGACACUUCUGCCAUGGUGGUUCCCGAACCCGUUCUAUCCACGGGCGAACAACGCCCUGUUUUCACGAUUGACGAUGUGCUCCCUCAUCGCGAAAAGUCCAAGCCUCCUCCAACGACAGUGGCGGCGUUCUCCAAUGCCACUAUGUUCAAAAGCGAGGCCUGUCUGAAGAAACCAAAAUCCAAGAGCUUCGCGCACCGUCUCUCCGAGGAGAGCAAGGCCAGAAAGCCGUCCUCGCUGAAAGGUGCCAUGAACUACUUCCGCCCGGAGACUAUCAGUCUUUGCGGAGGACUGCCUUCCAGCGACUACUUCCCGUUCCAAGAAGUCGGUGCAAAGCUGCCCGUGCCACCCGAGUUUUCGGAAGCCGACUCGAUAUCUUCUGCAAAAUACUUCUCCACCGGCAAACAUGAUGCCAAGGAAGGCAAGUCCCUGUAUGACCUGUCUAUCGCGCUCAACUACGGCCAGUCGAUGGGUCCUGGAGCAUUGCUGCGCUUUCUGACAGAGCAUACGGAGAUCGUCCACAACCCGCCCUACUCUGACUGGGAGAUUUGCAUGACGGUCGGCAGUACUUCGGCUCUCGAAAUGGCUUUUCGAAUGUUUACGGAGCGUGGCCACUAUGUCAUGACUGAAGAAUACAGCUUCAGCUCGGCCAUAGAGACCGUGGCGCCAUUGGGGUGCAAGAUGCUAGGUAUCAAAAUGGACGCUGAAGGCAUGCUGCCCGAUGAUUUGGAUCAUGUGCUCUCCACCUGGGACGAGGCCGCUCGAAGGGCACCAAAACCAUUCUUGGUCUACACGGUGCCGACCGGGCAGAAUCCCACUGCCAGCACGCAGUCGUUGGAACGAAGGAAGCAAAUCUAUGCAGUGGCGGAAAAGCACGACCUCUUCAUCCUCGAAGACGAACCCUACUAUUUCCUACAGAUGGAGCCCUUUAUCUCUGGCACAACGCACUCUGUGCCCUCGCCAUUCAAGCCAGUCCCUGUUGCUGAUUUCUUGUCCAAUCUGGUUCCAUCAUACCUUUCCCUCGACACGUCCGGGCGUGUCCUUCGCCUCGACUCGUUUUCCAAGAUCAUUGCGCCUGGCAGCAGAUGUGGUUGGGUGACAGGUCAGCCUCAGGUCAUCGAGCGCUUUAUCCGACACAGCGAAGUUAGCGUACAGACCCCUGCCGGUUUCACCUUGUCGGUGCUGUACAAUCUACUGGAGCGGAAUUGGGGUCACAAGGGCUUCCUGGAGUGGCUCAUGUUUAUCCGCGCUGAAUACACUCGAAGACGCGACAUAAUUGUCAACGCGUGCGAGGCUCAUCUUCCUACCGAAGUGGCCAGCUGGGUGCCGCCCAAGGCUGGAAUGUUCCACUGGAUCCACGUUGAUAUGAAGCAGCAUCCAUUGUAUAAGUCAAGGACUCGCGACGGAGGUGUUGUCGAUUACGCUACUCUUCAAGAGAUUGAGGAAUCUGUUUUCCUUGCCGCAGUUCAAGAAAAUGUUCUGGUUGCCCGAGGAUCUUGGUUCCGAGCGCAGAGAGGCAGCGAUACAGAGUUGUUCUUUAGGACAACUUUCGCUGCGGCCCCGGCGGAAAAGAUUAUCGAUGCUAUCCGCCGGUUUGGCGAGGCAAUCCGGAAAGAGUUCGGAUUGGAAGAGAAGCAGAACGGACACGCAAAAUGA